Oreochromis niloticus (Nile tilapia) is the source of this 2207-nucleotide messenger RNA. RefSeq lists its product as uncharacterized. NCBI's taxonomy places the organism in Eukaryota, Metazoa, Chordata, Actinopteri, Cichliformes, Cichlidae. Gene Ontology annotation, cellular component: membrane. Gene Ontology annotation, molecular function: signaling receptor activity. The transcript has 5 exons. Bases 934 to 2004 code for a protein of 356 amino acids. The record is from RefSeq and is a predicted model, not a curated record. Gene Ontology annotation, biological process: adaptive immune response.
AAUUCAGAAGCAUAAUAAAGAUUUCACACGCUUUAAGCUUGUGUACUUCCAGCCAAAAACUGAGAUGUUGGCUAACUUUUUGUUCCAAAAUACUGCAUGGUGUACCUGUGAUAUGAUGGAAUUAACUGCAAAUUAAGCAAUACAGUCUGCAAUGAAGGAAAAGCUAAGUUUCAUUUCUGACCCAUUAACUCCUACACACACACACACACACACACACGGUUGACUGCUUUAAUAACGUUGGUGUCUGUCAUGGUCAUCUCUCUAUUAUGCAUUGAACAGGGAAAGCAAAACAAAGCCAACAGCAGCAGCUCUGAGUUUAACAUAUGUUUUUUAAGAUGAGGACUUUGCUAUUUACUUUAGACUUCAUUAUAGUGUUAAGCACUACACUGCAGACAGUGAUUAUUUCUGCAGUCUUUCUCCCUGCAGUUUUAUAUUAGAGUAACUAGCACUGUCAUUUCUAUAGGAAAAAUAAAAUGUAAGAACAUUUCAGACACCUGAGGGUCUUCUUGUGACCACUGCUGACCACUUAACAUUAUAUUUCUAAAAUGACAGUAAAUCAACGCUUAUUAUGAUUUUCAAAAGCGCUUUGUUUGACUGGUCUUUACCACAGUGCUGGCUUGUGUUGCUGCGUGGUUUUGUUCAUGCUUUUAAAUCCUAGAUGUAUCAUAGUUGUCGGGCAUCUGCGGUUAUCCUGUGUUACAGAUUGCUGUCUAUAAAGCAAUCCGUGAAAGAACAGACACCACAGGUGUGCAAAUCUGAGGGUAGUGCAUAUAUGGAUUAAAGACAAAAAAUGGCAGUUUAAAAAAAAAAGUACUUGUAGGUAUUUGAUGUGGCACAGUGUUUCCUCUGCCCAUAUCACUUACUGCUUUGUAUUUGUUUUUGUCUGUAGCCCAUCCAUAUCAGCUUUUCAGCCUUAAAACCCAAUCAGCUGGCAUGACAGCUCGCAGUGAGAUUCGCUUCUUGAAGCAGCAUGAGGGUGAAUCUGUCGUUCUUCCCUGUGAGAUUGAACAGAGGGACCCAGCGCCCUGGGGAGUCUACCUGAAACGCACCUGGCUGAAUAAUAAAGACGUGCUGUUUAAAUACACCAAGGAAGAUUUUACAGUUGGCAAUUCUGCUGACAAAAGCCGCAUUAGUGUCAGUGGAGACCCGAGCUUUCAUUCUCUGAAUAUCACGAUCUCUCAGCUGAAGGCCAACGACACAGACCGCUACUACUGCGAGUUUGUCGUGGAAAAUCCGUCCUCUGCAGAUGAAAAGAUACCCUCAAAGACCGAAUACUUCCUCCUUGUUGGUGCUGAUGUCCCUGAGUCAGUGGACACUUAUCCAGAGCACGUGAUAGAGAGAUGUGCUGGGGGUUCAGCGGUACUCCCCUGCCUCCCCGAACGUGGGGAAGGCUUGGCCGUGGAGGGGGUGAUUCUAAAGAGGCAGAAGGGUCGGGGACCUGUAGAGCAGCUGUACAACUCAAAGCAGCACCACAGCGGCAGCCGUUCUUCCUCCUCCUCUCAGUUCCCUGUUGAGAGGGUCCAGUUGUCCUCUGCGCCCAGCCCCGGUGGCAUCGCCUACAACCUCACCCUGCAGCAGCUGCAGCCAGACGACAGUGCUUUGUACAGCUGCCAGCUGCUUCUGCACGGUCAACCCGAUAGCAGCACCAGCCUAGGGAGACGUGUAUUCUUUAUUUCUGUACAAGGUGGUCAUUGGUGCGGUUGCUCCAGUUACUCCUCUCUGCUGUACGUUUUGUCAUCAGCUGUGGGCGUUCUCCUCCUCCUCCUGCUCCUCACUGGAUGUGUGUUAUGUAAAGGCAAAGCACGCCACAAAGCACGCCGCAAUGCGAAGUCACAUAGUCCAGCGCCUAUCUACGAGGAGAUGAAGUCUCCCAGUCAAAAAGAGGCCCCUCUCCGUCUUAAGGAAAUGGGGUGCUCCGAGUACAGAGACAGCCCAGCGAAGAGAUCCUCGUCAGAGAACCACUAUGAAACUCCAAGAACAGCUCUCAACAGCGUCAGAAUCUAGAGCGACUUGUCAACUCAGCUUUUCAAGACACUCGCAACUCCAGUUAGCACACAGAAGAAAAUGUUGCAGUUGGACAUUUGUGCAUGAACUUGGGUGGUGGGGGUCAGUUCACUUUCCGGUUUGGCGUAAAUAUUUUUCUGGCUAUGUGCAUCUUUUGUAAUAUUUUAUUGAUCUGCUGUAAUAAAAUCCAUCUUGAAAUUCAA